GGCGGGACUUCUGGGUUUCACGUGGGCGGUUCUGAUUUGACAGAAGGAAGAGGACUAGUGACAGAAGGAAGCCAACAUCAAAAAGCCGGGUUGUUCUGUUGGUUUCUUGAAGAAACUGGGAUCUAUGGCCGUUAAGGGGAUGAAUCUGUGCAGUGUUUGCUGUCUUGUCCUGUAUUUUGUUGCGGCAGUGCUUGCAGGGCGAGAUUUCUACAAGAUCUUGGGGGUGAGCAAGUCGGCAUCUGUGAGGGACAUCAAGAAGGCUUACAGAAAGCUGGCUCUCCAGCUUCACCCUGACAGAAACCCCGAUGACCCUACUGCUGCUGACAAAUUCGCAGACCUGGGGUCAGCCUAUGAGGUGCUUUCAGAUGAUGAGAAGAGGAAGCAGUAUGAUGCAUACGGAGAGGAUGGUCUGAAAGAGGGUCACCAUGGUUCUCACAAUGAUAUCUUCUCCAGUUUCUUUGGGGACUUUGGCUUCAUGUUCGGAGGAAACAGGCAAGGACAACAGGACAGGAACAUUCCCAGAGGAAAUGACAUAGUACUAGACCUGGAGGUCACACUCGAAGAAGUGUACUCUGGGAACUUUGUAGAGGUUGUGCGCAACAAGCCUGUAGCCAAAGAGGCCCCUGGGAAAAGGAAAUGCAACUGCAGACAGGAAAUGAGGACGACGCAGCUCGGACCUGGACGCUUCCAGAUGACCCAGGAAGUAGUGUGUGACGAGUGCCCCAAUAUAAAGCUGGUGAAUGAGGAGAGAACUUUGGAGGUGGAGAUUGAACAGGGAGUGAGAGAUGAGAUGGAGUACCCUUUCAUUGGAGAAGGUGAACCUCACAUCGACGGAGAGCCAGGGGAUCUACGCUUCCGCAUCAAAGUUAUGAAACAUCCAGUGUUUGAGCGUCGAGGAGAUGACCUGUACACUAACGUCACAAUCUCACUGGUAGAGGCUCUGGUUGGCUUUGAGAUGGACAUCACACACCUCGAUGGACAUACGGUUCACAUUGAGAGGGACAAGAUCACCAAGCCCGGUGCCCGGCUGUGGAAGAAGGGAGAAGGCCUGCCAAAUUUUGACAACAACAACAUCCGUGGAUCUCUCAUUGUCUCCUUUGACGUCGAGUUCCCACAGACACAGCUGGAUGACAAUCAGAAAGAGGGAGUGAGGGGGAUUCUGAAACAAUCGUCAGUACAGAAGGUUUACAAUGGACUACAGGGAUACUGACACCCCAACAGACAGUCUGGACUGAGUUCUGUGCCACACAAACCCACACACACACACAAACCCACACACACACACACACACACACAAAGGAGCACGCUUGGCGGUGUAUUUAUUUUUUGAUUGUUCUCAGGAUGGGUUGAUUUGUUUUAUUUUCUAAUAUUCUACAUUCUGAAGGUGGCUUGAUGUUGUUAAUUUUCUUUUUUAAAAGAAGUCCUGGUUAUAUUUAACGCUGUAUUUGUCCUUUUUAAUUUACUUGCCCUUGCCCCAAAAAUUAUUUUACUACCACCUUAAUUCCCCCUCAAAUUACAAAUGACUUAUUUGCUUCAAUUUGGAGAGUUUGGAUCUUCAAGUCAACAUACCUUUUUAAUGUCAACUACUGGCAUCCAAUGUCAACCACUCACAUACAUCUUGGAUCAUGAAAGCUCACAUUUCCAAUGUUAAACCCAUCCCACCUGACUGAGCUCUAGAAGAGGAGCUUUCCUGGAAUCAAAGGACUCUAGAGUCAACAACUCAUGGACAACAGCAAGACUGGAAUACCUUUCCCUCCCUGUUUUGAUAAGUUUUAUGUAUGUAGUACUGUACUAGGUCGUUUCAUUUAACCUUGAGGGAUUUUAACCCCUCCGACACCUUAAACGAUUCUGUCAUUUAA
This is a messenger RNA of Salmo salar (Atlantic salmon), 1859 nucleotides long. RefSeq names its product dnaJ homolog subfamily B member 11. Gene Ontology annotation, molecular function: misfolded protein binding. The record is from RefSeq and is a predicted model, not a curated record. Gene Ontology annotation, cellular component: endoplasmic reticulum. Gene Ontology annotation, biological process: protein folding; protein maturation. Lineage: Eukaryota; Metazoa; Chordata; Actinopteri; Salmoniformes; Salmonidae.